Messenger RNA from Brachypodium distachyon (stiff brome), 1131 nucleotides. RefSeq lists its product as uncharacterized. The record is from RefSeq and is a predicted model, not a curated record. Lineage: Eukaryota; Viridiplantae; Streptophyta; Magnoliopsida; Poales; Poaceae. The transcript has a single exon. Bases 177 to 818 code for a protein of 213 amino acids.
GUUUCAGCACAUCCACCGGAUUUGACUUUCGGGAUUAAUACUCCUAUCGGGGAUGGAAAAUCAGCGUGCACAUGCCACCCUCUGGUCGGCAAUAACCGUCAAAGCCUUUGAAGUUGGAACCACGCACCCGCACACGUGCGACACGUCGCUCUCCCCUAGAGAUUCCUCCCCAAGCCAUGAGCCAUCACUGUAUUACAAAGCACCCGAGCGCUCGCCAAACCAAAGAGAGUCAAACACAACCAAUUAACCACCGCGCAACGAGCAUCCGGCGGGCCGAAGAAAUGGAGACGACGAUGACCCCCCCGCCGGCGCUUGCGCAGACGCAGGAGCAGGAGCAGGCGUGGCAGGGGGCGGUGGAGGCGGCCCUCCCGUCGACGCCAGCCGCCGCCGCGUGGCCGCACCUGGCCAGCUUCUGCGCGCUGCACCGGUACCUCUCCGGCGUGGACGUCUGCGAGCGCGUGGCCGGCGAGGACGGCCGCCCCGGCUGCGUCCGCUACGUCGCCUCUUCUUCGCCGGGGGGUGCGGAAGACAAGGAGUCCGCGACGUGGGCGCGCGAGGAGCUGCUGGAGCUGGACGACGCCGCGCGCCGGCUCAGCUACGCCGUGGUCGGCAGCAACAUGGGGUUCGGCCGCUACGUGGCCACCAUGUCCGUGCACGCCGAGCUCGAGGAGCUGGCGUCCGGGUGCAGGCUGGUGUGGGAGUUCGAGUGCGAGCCCGUGCAAGGGUGGAGCCGGGACGGCCUCGUCGCCUACCUCGACACCGCCCUCAAGGGCAUGGCCGACAGGAUCCAGGCCGCCGCCGCCGCCGCGAAUGAAUGAUCAUGAUGAAGGCGUCUCUGUGCUUGCUGCUACUCAUCAUGACUCAUUAAUGCCUCCUUAAUCUCAUCAAAUGCCUGCCUUUCUUUGUUUAGCAUAUCUCUUUCUGGAAUGCUUUUAUUAGUGACCGCGAAUCAGCUGAGACUGCUAGCUAGUAGAUUGAAAGGGAUGUAUCUGUAAUCUGUUGCUUCCUGUUUGUUUUCUUCUUCUCGGGUAGAACCAAAGUGCUGGCCAGCUAUUACUUGAUGUGAAAGAUGUGCACGUAUUUAUCUUAUUCUGGUGUGCAAUCGAAUUUGAAACCUGCGAUUCCGAUAAA